CUUUGCUCUGAAAGGGGAAUCUGAGUUCUCUGGAGUAUCUAGUCUCCUCCACAUUCUAAUGAGCUAUCCUGCAUGAUUGGCAGGACAGGCCAGGGUAUGCCUAUGUAUAUAAAGCAGAGUGAUCAACGGACUCCUAUCCAGCAUCCCUCUGGCUAUAGCAGGUCACUAUCUUUACCAUGGAAAAUAAACGCGUCUUCUUUAACAUUACAGCUGAUGAAAUCCCUCUCGGCCAGGUGGUUAUGGAGCUCCGGUUUGAUGUUGUCCCCAAGACUGCAGAGAACUUUCUCAAGCUGUGUACAGGAGAGGUUGGCUACGGAUACAAGGGUUGCACUUUCCAUCGUAUAAUCCCCAGUUUCAUGUGUCAGGGAGGCGAUUUUACAAAUCACAAUGGCACUGGAGGUAAAUCCAUAUUUGGUGGUAAGUUCGAAGAUGAAAAUUUUAUCCUGAAGCAUAGUACGCCCGGAGUCCUCUCCAUGGCUAACGCCGGACCCAACAGCAACGGCUCACAGUUCUUUAUCUCAACCAUCAAGGCUGACUGGUUGAACGGGAAACACGUGGUGUUCGGCAGUGUGGUAGAAGGAAUGGAAGUAAUAAAAAAGAUGGAAAGUUAUGGUUCCAACAGUGGAAAAACCAGCAAGAAGAUUGUUAUUGACGAUUGUGGAGUUCUAGAUGAAACACCUAGUGCUUGAUGACUUUUUCCAACACACUUACAGCCUGACCAUAAUCAAGCUAUUAUCUGACCAUGUCAAGUAAAUUGUAAGUCAUCAACAUAACCCAAAGUGAUUGCAUUAUGUUCAAUCACUGCAUUCUUAACAGCUCCCGCAGUAUUCUGGCAUUUCCUGAGUAAUAAUGUCAUAAAGCAAAGCAUUGCUCACACCCAAACCAGCUGCUUAUAAAAACCACCAAUCAAAUUUGUGAUCAUGUUUACUUUGUGGUCAGUACAAAGUAGGUGAUCAUGUGUCUAGCUCCAUCUACUUAAUGACAGCUUCAUCAGAUCACAAACCAAGCAACAUACUUUAUAUUCUCUGCAAAAAAAAAAAAAAGGUUUGUUAUUGUCCUCAAAUUAUUAUUAUUUGUAUUUAAUCUUAUUAUUAAGGAAAGAGACACUGGAUAUUUUCAGGAUCUCUACACAUGAACAAAGACGAUUCUUGUACUUCCACUGUUGAGGGUUCCCAAAAAUGAAAACACUAGUAAUCUGCUAUUAAAGUGCACACUUGUGAUUUCAUAUAAACAUUAUGAGGCCUCAUUUUCCUGUAUAUUUAUUUAUUUGUGUAGAAAUUAGACUUUGUCCUUUGUGCAUGAAAAUCUACAUUCUGAAAAAAAAAUAUGUCUCGUACCUGUUGUCUAAAUAACUAACCACUCCAAUUUCCUAACAGAGUUUAAAUUUAAUGCACUGGGAUUAAGAUGCAAAGUUUAGGAGUGCCCAGCUGCCACAGCUCAGAUCUAAAAUGAAAACAUAUUUUCCGUUAAUUCCUCCAUUGCCUUCUUUUAGUCAUUGCGAUUAAAAUGGCAUUAUACAUGGGAGCCUUGACCUUCCUUAUAUAAUGAAUCAUUUGUAUUGGAUGUAUACCUAACAAAGCACUGAUUAAAUCUCCCCAUUAUACACUGCCUCGAUUAUUUGCUAAAGCAAGUUGGUAUUUCAAUUCUUAGGCCUAGAAACAAAUUUCAGCUAUGUUUUCUAUAUUAUAUAUUUUGUCCCAAAAUUUGAAAUUCACUUGCUUCAUAUUGCAAUACUUGCUUUAUCUUGUAGACGUCAGUUUAGGUGAAAUGCUAAGUAUAACCCCCAUUCUAAAGGUUCACGUUGGGCAAUUAGUAUUGGAAACUGUGGAGUUACAACAGCUGGAAAGUCAAACUCUACUCUGGUCUGCAGAUUGUAAGCUCCUUUGAGCAGGGAGGGUGCCUACCUUAUUUUUGUACGGUUCUGUAUGUUUACAUUUUGUAUUUGUUAAGCCUCAGUAAAUACUCUCACCUCUGUACUGAGCUGCUAAUUAUGUUGAUGCUUUAUGAAUAAAAAAUAAUUAUACAUGU
Messenger RNA from Pelobates fuscus (common spadefoot toad), 2028 nucleotides. RefSeq names its product peptidyl-prolyl cis-trans isomerase-like. NCBI's taxonomy places the organism in Eukaryota, Metazoa, Chordata, Amphibia, Anura, Pelobatidae. Bases 177 to 689 code for a protein of 170 amino acids. The record is from RefSeq and is a predicted model, not a curated record. Gene Ontology annotation, molecular function: peptidyl-prolyl cis-trans isomerase activity. The transcript is spliced from 5 exons. Gene Ontology annotation, cellular component: intracellular membrane-bounded organelle. Gene Ontology annotation, biological process: protein folding; protein peptidyl-prolyl isomerization.